UCCUCUUCUCUCCCCUUCAUCAUCCACGUGAUGCACGGAGCAGCAGACUGCACCUUCGCCUCCUCCGUAGAGAGAGAGAGAGAGAUGCGUUUGGUUCCACUGGUCUGUUUGAUCGAGAAGAGACUGUGAUUGUUUCGGUAGGCCUAUCUAACAGGUAUUUACCGGGAACGGUUUGGCUGCACUCAGCAUCUCCCCUCACAACGCGGUGAUUGUUAUCAGAUGACAAGGAGAAAAUCGAUGAGUAGCCACAACACCGACCAGAAGAUGUGUGUAAGGUCACUGGAAAGAAAAGAGUGAUGAAGCGACAGUGAGGGACACACUCACAGUGCUCAACCCACAAGCCACGCUGAUAGAGACAAAAAAGAGGGGGAGAUGCUCUGAUAGUCUCUCUCUGUUUACGGUGUGUGACAGUGUAUGACCAUAUUCUCCCUCUCUCUCUCUGAGGGGAACAGGCACCAACGAAGACACCGAUAUGGUUCUCACACUGCACCCCUCAUUUCUCUAACACACACACACACACACACACACACACACACCAUUGAAGGAAGACAGUGGAGGAGGAACGAGGAGCGACAGAGACGAGAAGAUAGAAGACUAACAUUGGGAACACUUGGACCUCUAUAAGGAGCCAGCUCCCUCACUUGACUGGCAGACAGAGGAACACCUAUGGAGGGUGUAGGGUGCUACUAACGGGGCUAAGAAGACUGUAGGGUACUAGAAAGGGCCCUAAGAAGACUUAAGGGUGCUCUCAAGGAUGUUUGCACCAUGAGUUGUAGAGUAGUUUGUGCUGCCCAGCUCUAGCCUUUGUGUCUGCGUGUGUGUGCGUUGUGUGUAUGUGUUUGCGCGUGUGUGUGAUGGCGGUGUGUGUGUGGGCCGCGGCCCCCCUGCUGUGUGUCUGGCUGUGCCUCUGUAGCCUUGGGGGAUCCAGAGGGGAGGUGCUAGAGUUUGGGGGGGUGUCGGGACAGUGGGGGCGGUUCCCGGUGUGGAACGCGUGCUGCGAGAGCAUCCUGUCGUUCAGCGUUAGAACUCACAGUGAGGACGGACUGCUGCUUUACCUUGACGACGAAGGAUUCUGCGACUUCCUGGAACUAUUGUUGCUGCGCGGGAAACUCCGCCUACGCUUCUCCAUCUUCUGCGCCGAGCCGGCUGAGGUGAGUUCCGGGGUCGCCGUGAGUGACGGACACUGGCAUGUGGUUCGUGUGAAACGGGACUGGAGGAACACAAGCCUUGAGGUGGAUGGAAGGAUGGAGGGAUGGGCAGAGGUGAAGAGCAAACGGAGAGACAUGACAGUGUUUAGCCACACCUUUAUGGGCGGGGUUUCCCCAGAGCUCCACGCCUCCCCUCUCCGCCUCACUUCCCCUGGCGUCAGAGACCACGCCCCCUUUGCUGGCUGGCUCACUUCGGUGACCAUCAAUGGAUCGGCGGUUGUAAUGGAAGGAUCGGAGGGCGUUACCAUGGGGGGAGACGGGUGUGGGCCGGACCACAUGUGUCAGAAUGGAGGGGUGUGUUCUGUCGUCGAGCAGAAGAACGUUUGCGACUGUACCGACACCGGCUACAAAGGCAACGACUGCAGCGAAGAACACUACAACCCAGGUCUGGCUCACCUGAUGAUCGGCGACCAAGGAAAGCUCAGAGCCCGUGAGGACUACUUAGCAACAUUUAAGGGAUCAGAGUAUUUCUGCUAUGACCUGUCUCCCAGCCCCAUCCAGUCCUCCAGCGAUGAGAUCACCCUGAGCUUUAAGACCCUGCAGAGGAACGGCCUGAUGCUCCACACAGGAAAGUCGGCUGACUACGUCAACCUGGCCUUAAAGAACGGAGCCGUGUCACUGGUCAUCAACCUGGGGUCCGGGGCUUUCGAGGCCCUGGUGGAGCCGGUUAACGGGAAGUUUAACGAUAACGCAUGGCACGAUGUCAAGGUCACGCGCAACCUGAGACAGCACUCAGGCAUUGGACACGCUAUGGUGACCAUAUCUGUGGACGGCAUUCUGACCACUACGGGCUACACCCAGGAAGACUACACCAUGUUGGGCUCAGACGAUUUCUUCUAUGUGGGAGGAAGUCCCAGUACUGCCGACCUCCCUGGAUCUCCUGUUAGCAACAACUUCAUGGGCUGCCUCAAAGAGGUGGUGUAUAAGAACAAUGAUGUACGGUUGGAGCUGUCUCGGCUGGCUAAGCAGGGAGAUGCUAAGAUGAAGGUGAGCGGUAUGGUGGCGUUUAAGUGUGAGAGUGUGGCGACCCUCGAUCCUGUGACCUUUGACACCCCAGAGUCGUUUGUGGCAUUAAGCAAGUGGAGCGCCAAGAAGGCAGGGUCAAUCUCCUUUGACUUCCGAACGACAGAACCCAACGGACUGAUGCUCUUCAGCCACGGGAAACCACGACAGCAGCAGCGCAAAGACCCCCGCACACCCCCCACCCUAAAGCCGUUACUGUUGCAGGUGGAUUUCUUUGCCAUCGAGAUGCUGGAUGGUCACCUGUAUUUGCUGCUGGACAUGGGCUCAGGAACCACCAAGACCAAGGCCAUCGACAGGAAGGUCAAUGAUGGGGAGUGGUACCAUGUCGACUUCCAGAGGGACGGGCGCUCAGGUACUAUCUCAGUGAACUCACAGCGUACAGCGUACACAGCUCCAGGGGACAGUGAGAUUCUAGACCUGGAUGAUACUCUGUACCUAGGAGGAUUACCAGAGGAUCGCCAAGGACUCAUCUUCCCUACUGAGGUGUGGACAGCGUUAUUGAACUACGGCUAUGUCGGCUGCGUGAGAGACCUGUUUGUGGACGGUCAGAGUAAGGACAUCCGUCGUCUGGCUGAGGUUCAGAGGGCUGUAGGGGUUAAGCCCUCUUGCUCCAGAGAGCCUCCUAAACAGUGUCUGUCCAACCCCUGCCAACACAGCGCCACCUGCAGGGAGGGCUGGAACAGAUACGUGUGUGACUGCUCUGGGACCGGAUACCUGGGACGGGCCUGUGAGAGAGAUGCGACCAUCCUGUCCUAUGAUGGUAGUAAGUUUAUGAAGGUCCAGUUGCCCGUAGCGAUGCACACCGAGGCGGAGGACGUGUCGCUACGGUUUCGCUCCCAGCGGGCCUACGGUGUUCUCAUGGCAACAACAUCACGGAACUCAGCCGACACGCUCCGACUGGAGCUGGAUGGGGGCCGUGUCCGUCUCACUGUCAACCUAGACUGUAUCAGGAUUAACUGUACCGCCAGUAAGGGUCCAGAGACCAUCUUUGCGGGGGUGGGGCUGAAUGAUAAUGAGUGGCACACGGUCAGAGUGGUGCGUCGUGGGAAAAGCCUCAAACUCACCGUCGACGACCUGCAACCUGUAGAAGGUCAGAUGGCAGGCGACCACACCCAGCUGGAGUUCCACAACGUGGAGACAGGCAUUGUGACGGAGAAGCGCUUCAUGCCCGCUGUGCCCUCCAACUUCAUAGGGCACCUGCAGGGCCUCACCCUCAACGGGAUGCCUUACAUAGACCUCUGUAAGAAUGGUGACAUCGACUAUUGCGAACUGAACGCUGUGAUUGGUUAUAAGAGCAUCGUGGCGGACCCGGUUACGUUCAGGUCACGGUCGAGCUACGUGACCCUGCCCACGCUCCAGGCCUACUACUCCAUGCACCUGUUCCUCCAGUUCAAAACCACCUCCCCUGACGGACUCGUACUCUACAACAGAGGAGACGGAAACGACUUCAUAGUGGUGGAGCUGGUCAAAGGCUACCUCCACUAUGUGUCCGACCUGGGGAAUGGGGCACACCUGAUCAAAGGGAACUCCAACUCUCCUCUGAAUGACAACCACUGGCACAAUGUGCUCAUAUCCAGAGACACCAACAACCUGCACACUGUUAAGAUAGAUACCAAGGUCACUACACAGACCACUAUGGGGGCCAAGAACCUGGAUCUCAAAGGUGACCUGUACGUAGGGGGGGUGGCUAAGGAGAUGUAUAGGGACCUUCCCAAGCUCGUCCACUCCCGGGAAGGCUUCCAGGGUUGCUUAGCAACCGUUGACCUAAACGGCCGACUACCCGACCUGCUGGCCGAUGCUCUAGCUACCACCGGACAAGUGGAAAGGGGCUGUGAAGUUGCAUUGAUGAAAGCUGACUUGCAAGGUCCCAGUACUACCUGUCAGGAAGACUCUUGCUCCAAUCAGGGCGUGUGUUUGCAGCAGUGGGAGGGAUUUAGCUGUGAUUGCAGUAUGACAUCAUUCGGAGGACCGCUCUGCAAUGACGCGGGGACCACGUAUAUCUUUGGUCGUGAUGGGGGUGUGAUUGUGUACACCUGGCCUCCUAACGAGCGCCCCAGUACACGGGCUGACCGGCUCGCGCUGGGCUUCAGCACACAGCAGAAACACGCUACCCUGCUACGGGUCGACAGCGCCUCGGGACUGGGGGACUACCUACAGCUACAGAUAGAUAAAGGAAAUAUUAGGGUAGUGUUUAACGUGGGAACAGAUGACAUCAACAUUGAAGAGACUGCUAAAUCCGUUAAUGAUGGGAAGUACCACAUAGUUCGGUUUACCCGCAGCGGAGGCAACGCAACCCUGCAGCUGGACGACCUGCCAAUCAUAGAGCGUUACCCCUCAGGCAACAUUGAUAACGAGCGCCUGGCCAUCGCUAGACAGAGAAUCCCCUAUCGACUCGGUCGAGUAGUUGACGAUUGGCUAUUCGACAAAGGCCGCCAGCUGACCAUCUUCAACAGCCAGACAACGGUGACGGUAGGAAGAGGAAAGGAAGCAGGUCAGUUCCAGGGUCAGAUGGCCGGUCUCUACUACAACGGACUGAAGAUACUCAACAUGGCCGCCGAAGGACACGCCCACAUCCGCCUGGAGGGCAGCACGCGAUUAGUUGGGGACAUGCCCUCCUCCAUCACGCCCCAAUCCAGCGCUGCCGCCGGGGCAAACCGAUCAGACCCUGCCGCCAAUGCCGGCGACAUCACCACGACAACCGCCACAAACAGGAAGCAAGGAGGAGGAGCUACGCAGCAGUCGACAGACGACCUGCUGGUGGCAUCAGCUGAGUGUCCCAGUGAUGACGAGGACAUUGACCCAUGUGACCCCAGCUCUGCAGCCCACCCCCCUCUCCCGGAGGUCAAGCCGUUCCCAGGGACAUCAGAGGGAGUGAGGGAGUCCAGCAGCACCACCGGCAUGGUGGUGGGCAUCGUGGCGGCCGCCGCCCUCUGCAUCCUUAUCCUGCUCUACGCCAUGUACAAGUACCGCAACCGCGACGAGGGCUCGUACCACGUGGACGAGAGCCGCAACUACAUCAGUAACUCUGCCACCCAGCCUAACGGCAGCACCAAGGACAAGCCGCUGGGCAUCGCCAAGAUCUCCAAGAACAAGAAGAACAAAGACAAGGAGUACUACGUGUGAGGAUUGGACACCCUUAUGACAUUUACAUAUACACAUAUAUACACAUCUACACUUAUACAGACAUAUGCACACAUACAGGAGGACAUGCCCUGAGACGCCCACACACACACACACACACACACACACACACACACACACACAUAAAAGAAACACACAGAGACAAAGAGACUGCCAUGGGGGCAGAGACCCAUCCUGUACAGUAAUAAUAACCACUAACCACAUCCUCUCUGUGUGAGGCCUGUGUUCGACCAGAAUAACCGUAAUGACAAGCAGAGUAAUCACCAGGUAGACUCCUGGUACAGGACCAGUAAAGAGCAGUUUUUUUUCAAGGACUAGCCCCUGUCUCUCCCUGCUAUAAACUGUCCUGUAGACUCAGAGAGAGGAGGGGGCAGGGGGCAGACUGGGAAAGAACACCUAAAGAAAACACUAGUGUUCUGUCGUACGGAGUGAAAAUCAGUAUAUCCAGAUUAACACCCUGAUAAACUCCCAGUUUCAAUUUUGUGUAAGGCUGGUGUUGUCCAAUGGGGGAACACCAGAUUACCUGAACCCUGCCCCUAACCCUAGCCCACCAGUCAGCAGAAUGGAUGUUACCACGCCAAUAAGACCGGAAGAGUCACACCCACCAGGGUUGCCAUGGUGGCUCUGUUUGCCCGACUCGCUGGGGAGGGACGGAGUAGGGCGUGUACGAGGAAAAGGGAGCUGUGUGUGUUUGAAAUGUUGCCGGGACAUUUAUUUUCAAACGUUAUACAACGUUACAACGUUGUAUCAACCCAUCCAGACUAUGAAAACGAGAGACUUUGACUCUGGAGAGGAGACCAGAGACACCAGAACUACCUACCUACCUACCUACCUACCUACACAACACACAACACACACACUCACACCUCCUACAACACCACAAGAGCUUCAUUACCAGAGCUUCAUCCCUGACCGGUGGCAACGAUAUCUGCGAUAAUGAUGAUAUUAUUAUGAUAAUGCUGAAGUCGAUGAUGAAGAAAAAGAAGAAUGAGGAUGAACAUGUGGGCAGUUUAGACUCUUUGGGGAAAAUGUUGCACGUUGAAUUAUCUUACUCCAUGUGUUUCUAACAGAGCAGAGACUACAGGGGUUACUCCUAAACCCAGUACAGCCAUAACCUACCACCUGGCUCACCGAAGCCUACCACGUGAUCCACCACCUGGGCUUAUAAUAACCGACCACCUGGCUCACCGAAGCCUACCACAUGAUCCACCACUUGGGCUUAUAAUAACCGACCACCUGGCUCACCGAAGCCUACCACAUGAUCCACCACCUGGGCUUAUAAUAACCGACCACCUGGCUCACCGAAGCCUACCACAUGAUCCACCACCCGAGGGCCAAUUAUUACAGGGCUUAAUAGUGACAGACAGACAACACAACAGGAUAAGCUAACUUCAGAACUAACAUCAUAUAGCAAUCAUCAAUAAGAAGACAGGACAAAUGCUGUACACACAACAACGUUCCAUCCCUUCCAACACACAGCAGAGUGUGACCAGGCUCCAGGGUCUCUAAGAGCCAGGUUGGUGUGUUUGUUUUGGAUUGUGGUUUAGUGAGUAACCCUGGUGUAAAGGCUGGGUAUGUCCUCCUGCCACAGGUCCAGCCCCGUUUUAAAGCCUGUCCUAUAGACAACUAUACGUGCUCUGAUGAACGUUUUAUAUUACAAAAAAAAAAUGUCUGUAAAAUAUUCAAAAACAGAAUACUAAGUGUUAUCAUGUGUUUCUAUAAUGAUAGAGCUGUUCAUGAUGCCAUUGGCUAAUAGAAUUUGAGUUGCUUUACUUUCAUUGGCCCUCCCUCUCCGAGCAUCCUGUGUGUUCACAUUGGUUGAUUGUCCCUCUCGUUGUCCAUGUGAUCAAUUCCAGCCAGCCAGGAGUAGGGGGGGGUGGGGGCGGGCUCUGUGGAGAAGGUUAAAGGUGUGACUAUGAUGUCAUUCAGUGCAUGUAAGACUGUGUAGGUCUCAAAUGGCAGAUGUUUAAAGUAGUGCACUAUUAGUGCUAACCCUAAAACUACAUGGCUCUGAUCAAAAGUAGUGCACAGGAAAUAGGGUGCCAUUUGAGACACAAACCUACUGUAAGAACAGAGUAGAUAGAAAUUCACUGUCCAGAACAGGCAGUAGUCUCCAUUGUGACUAAUCUGGACAUUGUAUUUCUAGCUUUUGUCGGCAAGCACGCUCCCCCGGGUCAUCCAAGCAAUAUUGCCAACCAAUCACAUGCAUGGGAAUCAGACUGGGGGCGGGACAUAAAGCAUUAAAGACAUAGUAGUAAUAAAACCUAAAAAUUUGACAGAAAAAUGUAACUAAUUGAUUCCUUCUCUUUAUCUAUCCCUUUAUCCCUAUUUCUCUCUGUUCUUCUCUCCCUCUCGUCGACGCCUCUCUUCCUCUUUCUUUCUCCCUUUCUCCUCUCUCUGUUUCUAUCUGAAGUGAAGGAGGAGCAUUGAACUGUGGUGUUCUUCAUCUAAGUGUUCAUUUAGCCUUUUGAUUUUAUAUAUAUACAAUUUUUCUACAGUAUUUUACUUUUAUUUUUAUUGUUACAGUUCUUUGAAGAACAUAAAGUGGAACUUUAUUAUGAAAAAUAGUUUUGAAGAUCAAACGAGUCAAUAAAAUAUUACCCAAGUGAAGUUA
Messenger RNA from Oncorhynchus mykiss (rainbow trout), 7986 nucleotides. Lineage: Eukaryota; Metazoa; Chordata; Actinopteri; Salmoniformes; Salmonidae. The record is from RefSeq and is a predicted model, not a curated record.